GGGGUUGAGUUAUUGGGUGGUAAUUCAGCUUAACUUGUGUCGGGUGGAUGGCGUAGUACUCCAAAUUCCAUGGCCAUCUUCCUCACUAAAACUUGUGUCUUUCACACCCUUUCAAUUUCUCUCUCCAAAUCCUUCACUCCUAAUUUUCCACUCAACAACAAAACCCACCCAUUUUCAUUUUCUGUCAAAGCGAGCAAGAUGGAAGAAAGUGAAAUUAAGGAGGUUAGAGAAGUUGGAGGGAGUACCAAGAAGAAGAUAUUUGUAGCAGGAGCAACUGGAAGUACUGGUAAAAGGAUUGUUGAACAGUUGUUGUCUAAGGGUUACUCUGUUAAGGCUGGAGUUCGUGACAUUGAGAAGGCGAAAACUGCCUUUCCUACUAAUCCUGCCCUUCAAAUUGUCAAAGCAGAUGUUACUGAGGGUUCAGACAAGCUAGCUGAAGCCAUAAGUGACGACUCUGAGGCUUUAAUAUGUGCAACUGGGUUCCAACGCUCCUGGGAUCCGUUGGCCCCUUGGAAGGUGGAUUAUUAUGGAACUGUCAAUCUCGUUGAAGCAUGUCGCAAGCGUGGUGUCAAGAGAUUUAUUAUAGUCAGUUCCAUUUUAGUCAAUGGUGCUGCAAUGGGGCAGUUGCUUAAUCCAGCCUACAUCUUUCUGAAUAUAUUUGGACUUGUAUUAGUUGCAAAGCUACAAGCUGAGAAUUACAUCCGGAAAUCUGGCAUAAACUACACAAUUGUACGGCCUGGUGGAUUGAAAAAUGAUCCUCCUUCUGGAAAUAUAAUCAUGGAACCAGAGGAUACUCUUUCUGGAGGAAGUAUAUCAAGGGAUCAAGUUGCCGAAGUUGCUGUUGAAGCAUUGAUACAUCCCGAGGCUUCUUACAAAGUAGUAGAGAUAAUUGCCAGUCCAGAUGCUCCUAAACUGUCGUUUGAAGAAUUGUUUGGUGCUAUUAAGCAACGCUGAUUUUGUUGCGUUUCUUAAGAAUGGUGUGUCAAUACUCAAUCCUUGAUAAUAUGUACAAAAGUUUACCACUUUUACAGUUGUCUUUAUACAACUUUAAUAACUUUCUCAAUCAUUAGCUGACAAUAAUCAGCUGAGUUAUACGACUUAUCUGCUCGUUUUUCUCA
Molecule: messenger RNA, 1118 nt
Organism: Spinacia oleracea (spinach)
Lineage: Eukaryota; Viridiplantae; Streptophyta; Magnoliopsida; Caryophyllales; Amaranthaceae
Exons: 5
Coding region: 70-954 (294 amino acids)
Source: RefSeq, a predicted model, not a curated record